AUGGGAAAGCGUUCGACUUUGUUCUACAUAUCUUCUUACACCUCCGAAGAGACACAAGAAAAGACUACAAAUAAGUUAGUUGAUGUACUACGAUAUGCGAGCGUUAUUUGUGAUGAAUUUACAUUAGUUUCUUCGAUAUGGUGUUUUAAUUUACGUGCAGUUGCCGGUUACAAUUUCAGAAUGUUGGCGGUAUGCGUCCCAGGAUGGGCAGCGGCCAUGGUGGCUGGCGUACUUUUACUCUAUGGCAGUAUUGACGUGGCAUAUUUCGCUAGAAUGAUGUAUACCGUUGCCAAGGCCAGGUACUUCAAGAAGAAGACCUGCAUUCUCGAUACUACUGAAGUUGAUUCAUGGUGUCUCAUAAACGACGUAGAUACUCUGCUAUACCACAUGAACAAUGCUCGCUACCUUCGCGAGUUGGACUUCGCCAGAGCUGACUUCUACGAGCGUACAGGGCUGUACUUUAACAUUAGGGCGGCAGGAGGAUCUGUGGUGCAGGCAGCCGCCACCAUCAGAUACAGGAGGUUUCUGAAGCCCUUUACCAAGUUCACCAUCACCUCUAAAGCGUUAUACUGGGACGAUAAAACAUUCUUUAUGGAGCACGAGUUCGUGGGCCCCGGCGGUUUCGUACACGCAGUUGCGGUGUGUCGGCAACGCGUCAUCGACACGUCGGCGGCUGCCAUCGCAGAGCUGCUGCUGCAGCUGCACUGCGCGGGCGCCUGCCGUCAGCCGCCCUGCAAGAUGCCUCCUGAGUUGGAGCUGUGGGUACAAUGCAACGAACUGAGCUCGGCUCGACUUCGAGCGCCAACCAUGUCGGUACCCACUUUAGAACCGUCUCAAGUGUUGGCUGCUGGCGAAAUGAUCCCAGAGGCUGAAUGA
Arctia plantaginis is the source of this 876-nucleotide messenger RNA. Lineage: Eukaryota; Metazoa; Arthropoda; Insecta; Lepidoptera; Erebidae. The record is from the annotation of a GenBank genome assembly.